Molecule: messenger RNA, 2110 nt
Organism: Nelumbo nucifera (sacred lotus)
Lineage: Eukaryota; Viridiplantae; Streptophyta; Magnoliopsida; Proteales; Nelumbonaceae
Product: CMP-sialic acid transporter 2-like
Biological process (GO): pyrimidine nucleotide-sugar transmembrane transport
Cellular component (GO): Golgi membrane
Molecular function (GO): pyrimidine nucleotide-sugar transmembrane transporter activity
Source: RefSeq, a predicted model, not a curated record
GCCCUCCAAAUGCAAAACGCGCAAGAACACUGGAUUCCAAAAUUGAAGCAAGAAUAAAAAGAUACAAAGAGGAACUGGAAGCAAACGUUUCGGCUUAUUAUACUGCUCAAACGCCCUCUCUGCAGAUUCUUCGCAUCUCUGGAUCUCCAUAGCUGAACCUGAGUACCCAAACCGGUUAUUUCUCUUUGUUUGAGUUUUGGACCAGAUCGAAGAAUUGUCCCUUUUUUGCCGGGCCAAUUCCUCGAAUCGUAUCGAUGUUUGGUGAAUUCAUGGCCCCAGGAAAAUCUUGAGGAUUAUAUGAUUAUUUGAUUCGCAUAUCGAGAUAUUUUGUUUUGACGACAAGAUCUUGUUGAAUUUUGGUUGUGGCAGUGGAGAUCUAAUUCUGUAAAGCAUGUACUCCAUAAAUUGUUAAAAGAAACUAUAGUCUGUGGGGCGUGACUUUCUAAUGGUGGUUGAUUUCAACUUUCCAAAUAUACAAUUUUAAUACUUCUUGAAACUUCGAGACUUCGGCAAAUGAAGAACGGGAUGAUAGAAUGCAGUGUCUGCCACGCCAAAUUGGUCUCCCCAACCACAAGGACCGUGUCAAGGGCAUAUGACCGGCACAGGAGCAAGAUAUCAUCAAAGUACCGUGCCCUCAAUGUCUUUUUGGUUGUUGGGGAUUGCAUCUUGGUCGGUCUACAGCCUAUUUUGGUUUAUAUGUCUAAAGUGGAUGGAAGUUUCAAGUUUAGUCCUAUCAGUGUUAACUUUUUAACAGAGGCUGCAAAGGUUUUAUUUGCAAUCAUUAUGCUCUUGUUUCAGGCAAGGCAUCAGAAGGUCGGAGAGAAACCUCUUCUCUCAGUUUCUACAUUUGUGCAGGCAGCUCGCAACAAUGUUCUUCUUGCUGUCCCUGCUCUUCUAUAUGCUAUCAACAACUAUCUAAAGUUCAUCAUGCAGCUCUAUUUUAAUCCUGCAACUGUGAAGAUGCUGAGCAACCUUAAGGUUUUGGUAAUUGCUGUUCUGUUAAAGAUAAUUAUGAGGCGGAGAUUUUCCGUAAUUCAGUGGGAGGCCCUGGCUCUGUUGCUUAUUGGAAUUAGUGUUAACCAGCUGCGGUCACUACCUGAGGGUAGAACUGCUAUGGGUCUUCCAGUUGCAACAGGCGUAUAUCUAUACACAUUGAUCUUUGUGACUGUUCCAUCUUUGGCCUCAGUUUACAAUGAAUAUGCAUUGAAGAGUCAGUUCGAGACAAGCAUUUAUCUUCAGAAUCUAUUUUUAUAUGGAUAUGGUGCUAUAUUCAAUUUCCUAGCAAUUCUUGGAACUGCUAUUUUUAAAGGUCCAAGUAGUCUUGAUAUCUUGCAAGGACAUUCAAAGGCAACUAUGUUUUUAAUAUGCAAUAAUGCAGCACAAGGAAUUUUGUCCUCAUUUUUCUUUAAAUAUGCAGAUACAAUUUUAAAGAAAUAUUCGUCAACUGUUGCCACAAUUUUUACAGGCAUAGCAUCUGCUGCUUUAUUUGGCCAUACUCUGACUAUGAAUUUUAUUUUAGGAAUCUCUAUUGUGUUUAUCUCAAUGCACCAGUUCUUUUCACCUCUUUCAAAAGUAAAGGAUGAGCCGCAAAAUGGAAAUCUGGAAAUUGUGGACAUCCAAAAUCACAGGUCAAAGGAUUCAUCCUUCUUAAAUAUGGCAGCAGGAGCAAAUGAGGAUGCUAGUCAUCGUAUUGGAUCUAAUGAGAAGGAACCACUUCUUCCUGCCUAGAUCAAUUCUAAGGGAUGAUUUUAAAGGAGAUUCUUUUGGCUGGACUUAUUGAACGGUAUAGGGGAUAAGCCAGUUCUUGUUAGAUUCAAUAAAGUAUGAUACUGUAAAAGAAAAUUCUUUUUCUUUUCUCGGGUCCCUUUCCCCAUUUGGGAUCCCUAUCUUGUGGUUUGUAUCCUCUGGAGAAAGAAUUGCGGGCGAAGGGGCCACCAAACUCCUUGGGGUAAGAGAGAAUCACUCGAGAGUUGCUGUAUGGAGGUGUCUAAUUGCAAAAGGGCAACAAAUCUCUGCUUUCAUCAUCCAUUGAACGAUGUGGUGAUAGUAGUGUCAUCUGUAUUUUUCAUCUUAACUAUAUAUAACUAAUCAAAUUCUUUUUCACUUUUAA